Molecule: messenger RNA, 1917 nt
Organism: Rotaria sordida
Lineage: Eukaryota; Metazoa; Rotifera; Eurotatoria; Philodinida; Philodinidae
Source: the annotation of a GenBank genome assembly
AUGAUAAGUACAUUCGAAACAUUACCAAAUGAAAUAUUGUUGAAUAUAUUUUGUUAUUUAUCAUGGGAUAAAAUAUUAAUAUCAUUAUGGUCAUUAAAUAGACGUAUUAAUUCUAUUAUUUAUUCAAUAUUUUCAAUAGAUAAAAAUGGACUUAUUUUUAAUCAACCAGAUUUAUCUUAUAAAAAAUUUUCAUCAAUAUUACAACCAUUAAUUUUAAAUUCAUCAUAUCUUUCUUCUUCAAUUAAAUAUAUUCAUUUUGAUGGAACUUAUUCAAAUUCUUAUAAUGUUAUUAAUCAAUGUCUUUAUUACAAUAAUGAUAAACAAAUUCUUUGUUUUCCUAAUCUCAAAUCACUUAAGAUUACUCGAUGUUUAUUAUCACGAUCAUUAAUUCAAACAUUAUCUUUACUUAUUCAAUAUCAAUUGGAACAAUUUACAUUAACAUUCGAUGAAGAUAUAGUGAAGUUGUUUGUAAAUUCAAACGAAAUAUGUAGAAAUGUUCCUCAUACAAGAAAAUCAAUAAUUAUGUUUAAAAAGCUGAUAUGUCAACUUUUCUCUGAUAAAUGUCAAUUGAUAUCUCUUCAACUUGAUAUUGCUGAUGAUAAUAAUCCUCUUAAUAUUCAUCAAUGUUUUACAUUGUGUUCUCAUCCUUCUUCAAGUUCAAUUUCUAAUAAAAUUCAAUAUUGUUGUUUGACACUUCGUUAUUUAUACGUUCGUCUUCAAUAUACGUCUUUUCUUGAACAUCUUAUUGAACAUAUACCAAAUAUUGAACGAUUAUCAGUCAUUUUUAAAAAUCGGAUGAAUCUCGAAUCUCGAUCGAGGUCAGAUAUUGAAACAUUAAUAAAAUCAAAUGGAAAUUGGUUUGAAAAGGUACCAAAACUGAACUAUUUUACUUUAAAAGUUUUCGUUCGUAAUGACUUUGAAUUUGCUUAUUUGAAAUGGAUUCUCAAUAAUUUAAAUCAUAUUGAAAAAUUUAAACUUCAUCUUCAGAUUCAUAAAAUGUAUUCAAAUAAAAUGGUUAAAGAAUAUGUUGUAGAUGCAAAUUUUAUUCAUCACUUUGAUCCAAAUAUUUUUACAUGGCCAUAUAUUACAAGUAUUUCGAUUGAUUUACAUCCGUUUUUGUAUUUAUUUCUUGAACAAUUUGAUAAAUUAUUUCCUAAUGUUUCUUAUAUUAAAGUUUAUGCAGAAUAUUAUAGAAAUAUUGGUCAGUUCGAGUUGCCAGAGUCAUUAACAAUACCAUUCGAAAAAGGACAAUGUAAAGUGACUGAUAUUCAAUUUCGAAAUGUGACAAGACUUGAUUUGGGAUUUUGUUUACCUGGUAUGAUUAACAGUUGUGAUACAUCAAUAGAAUUAAAUAAAGCACGUGCAAAAGUAUUUGCUCAUCUUAUUUCAAUGUCUGUUCAACUCAAAUAUCUUCUUGUUGAAAAUAUUGAGUGGCUUUUUCACGUUAUUCAAUAUGCAUCAAAUGAACUAAAAAGAAAUGCAUUGAAUACUAUUCAAUGUGCUGAAUUUGGUAUUCCUAGUUGUCAUUAUGGUUCGAAUGAUUCAAUUUAUAUUGGUAAAAAUCUUGUACCUUUUCUCAGUACUUAUAUGCCUCAAUUACAAACAUUGUAUCUUUGGCGACCAGAUGAUUUUCCUUGGACAUCUAUUCGACCAGAUAUUACACCAGGAUACUUUCAUCAUAUUGAUGUUUCACGAUGGAUAGAGUCUUUAGAAACAUCUGAAUCGAUUGCUAAACAUGUAAAUGUUUUUAAGAAAGAUCUUCGCCGAUUAACUCGAAAAUUAAAACAAUUUGUUUUUCUUGAUAUUCAUGGAAGAAUUGAUCCUGAAAAAAUCGAACCGUAUCGUUCUAUGGUUAAAAAAUGUUUUCGUCGUAGCAAAGUGGAUGUUAAAUUAACAAGAUUUCGUCUUUGGAUAUAA